CACAAGCCUCAACGAAGCCGGUCCACUUAAUUCCCAACGAUCGCUAAAGUCAAAUCGCGAAAAUGCUAAGGUUUCUCGGCCUUCUUCUUUCUGUGAGCUGUGUGUUAAUCGUUCGCGGAGGUGUUAUAGAAGUGGAAGUUCCCCAAGAAGUAACUGAGGGACCGGAGACCGACUUCAAGAACCCAAACGGUGUACACAAGCCCACCGGCAGUGAAAGCAACUCGACCCUGAAGCUGGUUCACGUGCUUUUUCGCCAUGGUCCCCGAACUCCGGUCAGCACUUACCCCAAAGAUCCGUUCAUCAACGAAACCUACGCGCCGUACGGAUGGGGAGCUCUCACUAACGGUGCUAAAGUGGAGCUGUAUAAAAUCGGCAAACAACUGCGUCAGCGCUAUAAAGAUUUCCUGCCCUCCUACUAUCAGCCCGAUAUGAUCCGUGCCCAGUCUUCGGAGUCGCCGCGCACCCUGAUGUCCAUGCAGAUGGUUCUAGCCGGACUCUUUCCGCCGGAGAACACGCCCAUGGAGUGGAACCUGAUGCUCAACUGGCAGCCCAUUCCCAUUGUGAUGGAGCCCGAGGCAACUGAUGUGCGCUUAAGAAUGAAGGCACCCUGUCCGCGUUACGAUGAAGCCGUUUUGGAGGUGAUUAACCUGCCGGAGGUCCAACAACUGCACUCCGAGAGCGCCGACUUGCUCCAGGAACUGACCAACCUCACUGGACUCAACGUUACUCAUGCCCACGAUGUCACCAAUGUUUUCAUCACACUGCAGACGGAGCAAACAUACGGGUUGGAGUUGCCCUCGUGGACAAAGGGUUACUAUCCGGAGAAGAUGUUGCCCCUGGCGGCCAAGUCUUAUGUCUACGAUGCCUACACCACUGAAAUGCGAAAGAUGAAGGGCGGCUUCUUCGUUGAGCUCCUGCUGCGGCAAAUGCAGGACAAGAUCUCUGGAAAGCUGCAGCCCAAGGAUCGCAGGAUGUUCCUCUCCUGUGGUCACGAUUGGACCAUCACGAAUGUGCUUUCCGCCUUGGACGUUUGGGAGGCUCAGAUGCCGCGGUUCUCAGCCCUUAUUGCCUUUGAACUGCAUCAGAACCCCGAAACAGGGGAGUAUUUCCUGGAGGUCUUCUUCCAAAACGACCCGGAGAAGGAGCCGCAGCAACUCCAGAUUCCAGGCUGUGAAAAGCAGUGCCCCAUUGAAAAGCUGUUGGAGCUAACCAAGGACAUAAUCCCGGAUGCUCCCUACGCGGAGUUAUGCGAAGCUAAGGGAACCCAAGAGGGAGGAAGAAUCAGCUAUAAUAAGUGAGGGAUAUCCGUGAUUUAUGGUCCAAUGUGCAGUAUUAAGAUUACUUAAAGAAUAAAUACAUACUCGUGUCUACCUAUUAUAUGUGUAA
Messenger RNA from Drosophila ficusphila, 1386 nucleotides. RefSeq names its product venom acid phosphatase Acph-1. The record is from RefSeq and is a predicted model, not a curated record. The transcript is spliced from 5 exons. Gene Ontology annotation, molecular function: phosphatase activity. Gene Ontology annotation, biological process: dephosphorylation. The coding region runs from base 63 to 1298 and encodes 411 amino acids. Lineage: Eukaryota; Metazoa; Arthropoda; Insecta; Diptera; Drosophilidae.